GGCUGGCCUGUGGGCCUGCUGGCCGCCUGGAGUCGCGAGCAAGACGUGCGCGUCUGCCUGCCCGCCUGGCGUGUGCUGCGCAACCUCACGCUGGCGGAGCGCCUGCUGGAGAGCCCGCCGCCGUCCGACGCUCCGGGUGACUCGUCCGCCGAGCGCUACACGCAGUGCUGGCCGCGCGACUGGCUGCCAGCAGACCUGCUGCCGCUGCGCGCCCGCCUGCUGUCGGUGGACUACGAUUCGGCCUGGAGCGAGUGGCGGCCGCGCUGUCCGGCGCGCCGUGGCCGCGCCUUGGCCGAGCGCGCCGACGAGCUGCGCCGCCAGCUGAUCGCGGCCGGUCUCGGCGAUCGGCCCAUCGUGUGGGUCACGCACUCGAUGGGCGGGCUGCUCGUAAAGCAGCUGCUGGCGACGGCGCUGCUCCGGCUGCGCGAGGCGUGCUGUUCGUUGAGCCGGAGUCGGCGCACCGGCGUGGGCCGGCUCGUGCUGGCCGACGCCGACCACCUGGACGUCUGCAAGCCGCGCUCGCGGCAGAGCCAGGUGUAUCAGAUGGUGGUGGAGUUCGUGCGGGACAACUGCUGACCGCGGUCAGCAGGUGCACCGGCAGCUGCCGCCAACGGCCGGGUGGCGCGCGAUGUGUCUGAUGCCGGUCAGUUGGUGCGUGAACUCGGCAGUGGUCCGUUGCU
Messenger RNA from Pollicipes pollicipes, 680 nucleotides. RefSeq names its product protein SERAC1-like. The transcript is spliced from 4 exons. NCBI's taxonomy places the organism in Eukaryota, Metazoa, Arthropoda, Thecostraca, Pollicipedomorpha, Pollicipedidae. The record is from RefSeq and is a predicted model, not a curated record. The annotation marks the transcript as partial.